AUUUAUUUAUUUUUUUAACUUUUUACCAUUUCUAAGUUAGUCAUCUCCUUCGACCAGCCCUCCACCGGCCUAACAGCAAACACAGGAACAAAGACGGAGGCUUGGCUCAGCUUCCCCAGCUGUUGUUGGGCGAGUCCUGGGCGGUGACAGACGUCUCUGUUCCGCCCCCAGCCGCGGCGGACUCUCAACAGGCGGCAGACGCGACAGUUCAUUUACAGUUCUUGACUGCAGGCAGACUGAGCCACUUGGAAAAACCUGAUCUGAACGAGAACUAGAAGCAUUUCACUCAACCGGGCCCGUGGGACCGUCUGGGACCUUCUGCAGCUCCUCUGUGGCUCUCAGCAGGAACAUCGCCGUCGUCCAUCUGGACCAUGGUUCUGUGUGAGGACAGCGACUGCACCGUCUGCUUCUUCCCUUACUCCCGCAUGGACAGGAUCCCCCGGGUGCUUCACUGCAGACAUACCUUCUGUGAACUGUGUCUGGAGGCCAUGCAGCAGGUCAGGAGCAGCUACCUGGCGCUGGCCUGCCCGCUGUGCCGCAGGGUCACCUGCAUUGACCGAGGCCUCAGCCUGCAGGAAGCUCUGUGGGUGGACAGCAGGCAGUGGGAGCAGAUCGCAGAGGCAGGAGAGGAGGACGACACACUCAAACUGGAAGGAGAGGAGCUGGAGACCAAGCAGCGCCUCUCAUUACAGAUGGAAUGUGUUUCUCCCAGGCUGAGGAGGAAGAAGCUCCGGCUGCCCACGUUUUUCAGGAAGUUCAGCUUAACGAAGCGGCAUCAGGAAAGCAUCGUUCCCGGCAGCAAUGUGGAAAUGAAGUCAUGGCGCCGACUCUCUGCUGAUUUUUAGGACGGGCGAACCAGGUUUCUCCAGAGAAAAAGAAGUCCGUUGACGGACUGAGAAUACAUCUGUGCUCCUGUCAAGACCUGGCUUUGUCUUCAGGUGAAGGGUCUCUGUGUCCCCGUUAGUUCUCCCAGCUGGUGCUGUGGGAUUGAGUUCAGUUGUCCCAGAGGGGCCGACACCCCAACGGAGACCCCCUCAGAACAGAUGGCCACGGCCCAACACUCAUAUGAUUUCCUUUAUUUAUGUGCAGAUCUAUAAGGACUUUUUUUUAUUGCAUUCAUUUUCACUUCUCGACUGUCGUCUGACAGAAUCCUGAACUGAAAGCAGAGACACUCGCCCGCUUGUUGCUGUGCAUCAACGCCAAGUGUUUUCCUGCUGAAAUAAAAAAGUGAAGCCAGCAUUUCUACUAUGAUCAUGCGAAUAUUACUUCUGUGGGCACAAAAACCUGCCACAAAAGACUCACCCACCCGUGAAAGUGGAUUAUAAUCUCCAUUCACGCAGCAUCUGUCUGCAUGUUUGAUGACGUCACAGAACUGGAUCAUCACUUUCAUGCAGACGUGACAAAGAAGACGAGACUCUCCAGGGAGAAGAAGGCGGAGUUUAGUGAAAGCAAACAGCAUAAUCCCGUUAGCUGACGGUUGGCGUUUGCUGGUGGCUGACCUGCAGGCUGAAAACAUGAAGCAGCAGUUGAUUUUGUCCCAGUUUUGCAAUGCGUCUGCAGGCGGAUCAGUGGGAUCACGGAGCUGGAAGAACCUCCCUGCAUGACUCAGCAGCGGUGCGGGAUGUCUGUCACCUGCUUAUGUAUGAAGGGGUUGCUGGGAUGGAAAACAACACACACCGACAACAACCUGCAUGGGUGUGCGGGCAGGGAACUGUAAACACACACAGUACGGCUGAGAUAGGAAAGAACAACACUCAAGUCACUGGAAGUCCUUCAAACAGAGAAGGACGUGAAAACGUAAUCAGACAAUAGAGACGUGAUCAGCUGAUGUGCGUCCUGUCUUCUAAUCUGUUAUCAGUCCAUCUAUGUAGUCAGAAGUAUCUGCUCCUUUCAGUCCAUCUGCAUCUUCUUGAGUCGUUUGUCAGAGCGCUGUGGGUUUGCUUUCAUGAACACAGCAGAACCACAUCUGCCUUUAGCUUCCAUGAGGCACGGCUGAAUUAGUGCAGGAGUGCUGCUCCUUGCAGUCCUUCAGUGUGUGGAUGAGCCAGAGGUCAGAGGUCAGCGCUCCAUCUGCUCUGAAAGCUUCACCAGAAGCCACAAAGCAUCUGCAACCUCAUUUAUGCUGAAAUGAAAGCGGCAGAUUAAAUCGCCAAAGAAAAUGGGUUAAAUCUAGGUCCAUGAACAGAACAAAGAACCACGACGCAAAGGGACUGACGGCUGCAGCCUGGAGACGCCGUCUCAGCUCCAAUUGAGAUGCAGCCGCUCCAAAAAGCAGAUUUCUUUCCAUUUGGCUUUAUUUUUUGUAGAAUUUUUAACUGUAUUGUUUUCUCCAGACACAAACAGAAAAUAAACCUUUUUUUUUUA
Messenger RNA from Oryzias latipes (Japanese medaka), 2364 nucleotides. RefSeq lists its product as uncharacterized. Gene Ontology annotation, molecular function: ubiquitin protein ligase activity. NCBI's taxonomy places the organism in Eukaryota, Metazoa, Chordata, Actinopteri, Beloniformes, Adrianichthyidae. Gene Ontology annotation, biological process: protein ubiquitination. The record is from RefSeq and is a predicted model, not a curated record.